Messenger RNA from Acanthamoeba castellanii str. Neff, 3090 nucleotides. RefSeq lists its product as uncharacterized. The record is from RefSeq and is a predicted model, not a curated record. Lineage: Eukaryota; Discosea; Longamoebia; Acanthamoebidae. Gene Ontology annotation, biological process: regulation of cytokinesis; double-strand break repair via homologous recombination; mitotic cytokinesis. The annotation marks the transcript as partial. Gene Ontology annotation, molecular function: phosphatidylinositol-3-phosphate binding. The transcript is spliced from 18 exons. Gene Ontology annotation, cellular component: midbody; centrosome.
GCCGACGUCCGCGCGCGCCUUCUCAUUCAGGCCACCAACGGCCUGCAGGCCCUGCACCGGGCCAGCAAGGGCCUGGGCCACCUGGCCCACGUCGCCGCCCUCCUGGACCGCCUCGGUGUGCUGCUGCAGCCGGGCACCACCCUCGGCAGCGCGACCAGCAGGUCCGGAAUGGAGAGCCCCCUCGCCGUUCAGCUCGCUCGGUCCUACAUUCUUGCCAAGAAGGAAAAGGGAAGCGCUGAGCAUCUGAAGGAGGGGCUGAAGAGGCGAGCCAAUCUGGCGUCGGCCGUUCUUCGGCUGCGCUCGCUGGCCGCGGCCAACGUCCGGAACAAAAAGUCGCUCCCCGCGCAGGCCCUGAACGAACUCAUUCCCAGCCUCGGCGCUGCCAAGGGCCAGGUGAGCUAUGUGAGCCGCUUUCUAUCGCACCUGAUACUCCUGGGCCAAACGCUGGGCACCGAGAGCGACGCCCUGCAGCACCUGCGCCUCUCACCUCGUCGCCUCCUCUCCUCACUCGUCUUCGAAGCCAAACAGUGUACGGCCUCCCAGCUCGAGUCGCGCGUGGUGCACCUGCUCGCCACCCAGAACGACACGGCCGGGGCCGGCGAGGCGCUGUCGGGCCUGCAGCUGCACGAGGCCGUGGCCAUCGUCACCACCCUCCUCGACAAGCCCAUCGCGUCCGACCCGGCCCGCAACCACCCGCUCAAGCUCUUCCUCGUCCAGGUGGAGCUCUUCUCCAAGCGGGAGCUGGGCCUUCGCGCGCUCCUCGAACUGGGCGCCGACCAGCAGAAGCUCUUCGAGAAGCUGGUCGACCAUCCCGCGUUGAUCGUGGAGAGCUUGAUCAUGUCCGAGCAGACCUCUCACGCGCGCCUGCUGCUGCUGCGCCUGCCCGAACUCGUCGACGAUGCGCUCCUCAUCAACUACGCCCAGAAGGCCCUCCUCUUCCCCAUCUCCGACGGCUCACGCACACGUCCCGCAGCCCAGACGUGGGUGUUGACGGGCGAUGAGACUGUCGAUGCGAAGCUGCGGGUCCAGCACGCCUACGGCACGGCCCCGUCGAUGCACCUGGGCAAGGCCCUGCUCGAUCUCGUCGCGCAGCCCAAGAAGGCCGGCGAGGCCUGCCUCGUCGUGUGCGAUCGCCUCUCGAGCGGACUCCCGGACCGCCCGUCCGACGAAAAGCUGCACACCAUCAACCUCAUCCAGCAGCUCCUCCUCUACGCCAAGCUUCAGUUUAUUCGGUCGUCCGAUGCCUCCGGUGGCGUCUCGCUCUGUGACACGAUCCUGUCCCACGUCGAGCUGCUCCAGACGCUGACGCUGUCCAAGUGCCCGCUGGGGAAGAUCUCGCUGAUGGACUUCUCCGACCCGCACAAGGCGCGCCAGCAGCGGGACAAGCUCAUCGCGCAGGACCGCAUGAAGCUGGCCCUCGACGUCGCCACCAAGUGCAGCAUCGACGCCGAGCCCGUGUGGGCCGCCCUGGGCAUGGCCCUCCUCCGCAUGCCGCGCUACAACGACGCCAAGGAAAAGUUCAAAUACUGUUUGCCGACGACCAACGACAGAGGCGGGUCGCACGCCGGUGGCCUUGACUCGGGCACGCUCCUUAAGAGCAUCAUCAGCACGCUCGAGUCGGGUGCGCCGAUGGAGGCGAGUGAUCUGCGCGCACUGCACGCGCAGAUGGCGUCCUCGUCGGCCUCGUCGUCGUCCAUGUCCAACUCGUCGCUCUCCUCGUCCGGCAGCUUCUCGAGCAAGCUCAGCACGCCGCCCACCACCCCCACCAAACCCGCUUCGCGCGGCUUCUUCGCCGACCUGUGGGGCAGCGGGAGCACGCCGAAGAGGGACGAGAGCCCGCAGCAACGGUUGCACGGCAGCGGCAGCGGGAGCGGGAGCAGUCCGGUGCGACGCGAGGCCUCGGGCGGCGCCGGCGGGGCCAAGGGCGGCAGCGGCACGCUGGACUCGAUGCGGUUCAUGCAGUGCGUGUACUACCUGCGCCUCUACGGCACCCCGCGCCAGCAGGUCGCCUUCUGGACGCACCACUCGCUCUACGAGGACGCGUGUUCGUUCAUCAUCGCCAACAAGCUGCCGCCGAACGUUUUUGUGGAGGACGUAUUCCUCGCCGCGCUGUCGCACGCGCAGCUGCCCUUCCUCCUUCGGGGAUUGGGGCAGUCGAGCAAGUACCUGCUGGAGGUGUGCAAGGUGCUCAACAGCAAGGGCGCCUUCCGGCUACUGCUCACCCUCCAGGAGUUCAUGAAGGACUACGUCCGCGCCGCCCUCACCUCCAUCAAAGUCUCCCACGCCUCCCCCGACCUCGCCGCCAAACUCAAGUAUUUGGAGCAGGCCAAGGCAUUCCUGCUGGAGGGACUCGAGGACAUCCAGAACCGACGCGGCGAGGCGGCGACCGCGCCACCCGCACAGCUCUCGGCUUCACCAUCACCAUCGUCGUCUUCGUCUUCUUCCUCAUCGUCAUCGUCGACCGCUGCCGGCUCCGCAGCUGCGCCAGCAGCAACCGCCAUGCUGACCGAGUCCGAGAUCUCGCGAUACAUCCGCACCCUCAAUCUCCAGAUGGAGGUGACCAAGUACUUUGCCACGCAAGCCAAGAGCGCCCCCGCCCUCCAGAACCUCUCGCUCUUUGGCCAGCAAGCCCAGAAGUCUGAAGUGGCGGGAGAGCUGCUGGGGAGCUACAACCACGAGCUGGCGUUCAAGGUGAUGCAGGAGUUCCGGCUGCCGAUGGCGCCCAUCUACGUCGACGCCAUCGCCAAGAUCGCCAGCAAGCGGCAGGUCUCGAAGAUCUUCGAUUUGCUGAAGAACGUCAAGGGCAGCGUGGACGACAAGGACUGGGACGAGGUCGUGCUGGCCGCCAUCAAGGUCAUGGUGCGCGACCACAACGACCCUAAGACCGGCGAAAAGCUCGUCGACAAGCUCGUCUACCUCCAAAGCAAGGUGGAGGGGUUCGUGAUGUGUGGCAAGCUCAAGUCGGCGUACCUGGCGGCGGUCAAGGCCAACGACGCGUCGCUGAUCAUCAAGAUCCGCGAGGAGGCCAACCGCACCAACGCGCCGGGCGUCGCCGACCUCUGCCAGAAGUUUCUCGCCGCACACCACUAA